Messenger RNA from Paramecium primaurelia, 2214 nucleotides. The record is from the annotation of a GenBank genome assembly. Lineage: Eukaryota; Ciliophora; Oligohymenophorea; Peniculida; Parameciidae.
AUGCAAACUUUUGAAUAUAGUGAUGAAGAAAUAUAUUAGGAUUCUGUUAAAUAGAAAAUAGAUAAAUUACAUGAUCUACCAUUAAAAUUUAAACAUAAAACUCUUUGUAUGAGAAGUGUAAGUGGAAUUAGUUCUCGAAAAUCAUAGACAUGUUUUAAAUUUAAUAAAAGAAGAUAAGAGUCUAGUUCUGAAUCCUCUUGUGAUGAUUCUUCUGAAAUAUAACUAUCAGAAUUUGAUAUAUCUGAUGAGAACAAAAAUGCUAAUAUUUUAUGUUAAUAUAAGAAUAGUUUUUUUAAUGAGAAAAUUAAGAUGUUUAAUGAAAUAAAAUCUAAAAAGUUUUGGCUUGGCAACUAAAUUAGUAGAAUUAAAAUAAAUAAGGAUGAAUAAUCUAUUAAUUUAAAUAAAUCUCCAUCUUUAAAUAGAUAAUCAUCACCUAUUUCUGAAAGUAAUCAUAAUACUUUGACGAUUAUUAAAAAGAAUAAAGAUAUUACAGAUUAUUCUAUUGAUUAAUCAUUUAAAUAAGUCAACUCUCCAUUAAUGUUCUAUUUAUCAAAUGUUCAAUAGACAAGCAUCAAUAAUAAUAAUAAUAAUAAUAGUUCUAAUUUUAUUAAUAAUAGAUCAUGCUAAUAAUCUUAGAAUAAUAGUUAAUAUACUAUUGAUGUACCAGGUAAUGAAUCAUUUGUUUAACAAUCUUCAAUUAAGCUUAAUGAAAAAGAACUUUUAAAUUAAAUAGUUGAAUCUGUUUUUAAUAGAAACAUUUAAUUAUUGACCAAAAUUGUAUUAUUAUUGUAAAAGGAAUAUAGAACUGAUAUAUUGAAUAUGAAAGAUAUUAAUGGAAAUACACCAUUGUUAUUAGCUAUUAAAUUGUAAUAAUAAUAGAAUCAAUUUACCACUAUUCGCUUAUUAUUAUCAAAUGGAUCUGAUCCUACAAUUAAAGAUAAUGAUGGGUGGAGUCCAAUUGAAGAAGCUGUUGCUCAAAAAGAUUUAUUGACUACAUCAUUAUUGUUUGAUUACUUAGUUUCUAAGAAAUUAUUUGACAUGUAAUAGGAACGUAACUAGAUUGAUUAGGAACUAUUAAAAAUCAAUGAUUUCUAUCUCGAAAUGAAAUGGGAAUUUAAAUCCAGCCUUAUUCCUUUUAUCUCUAAAUUUACUCCUAAUGAUACUUUUAAAAUAUAUAAGAGAGGUAUUAUAAUUUUAUGAUUCAGGUUCUUCUUUGAGAUUGGACUCUACAUUUGCAGGGACUAAGAAUUAUAAAAAUAAAAGAAGGGAUCUAACAGUAUUUUAUAAUCCAUUAAUGGGAUAAGUGUAGAGAAAGGAAAAUAGUUCAAAUUGUAAAUUUGUUACUAUUUUGAAUAGAGCUAAAAAAAUAUACUAUUAUCCUAUUGUAAAAUUAUAAAAUUAAAUUAGCAAGAAAUAGAUCCUGAAGAAAAGAAUCAAAUUUUGAUGGAUUUAUUAAAUUGUGAAAGUGUAAGUGGGGAUAUGAAAAUUAUAGGUUGUGAAUUAAUAAAAAGUAAGAAUUUUUUUGGAAAUUAUGUAAGUUAGAAAAUUAAUAAUUGGAUUUGUUAGAAAUAUGAAUUUCGAAUUUUAACUUCAUAACAUUUCAAUAAGAAAUAUCAAUCAAAUUAUUUUAUGAGUUUAGAUUAAUAUUUAAAUUAAUCUAUUGAUUAAAAUCCUACAAGUGCAAGAUUUAAUAUAGAGUAAAUAACAAGUUAAAUAGUAGGAGAUUAAUUAUAUGUUAAUUCUCCUUCUUUUAAAUAAGAAAAUGAAUAAAUGAAGAAAAAUAAGGAAAAUAAUCUAAAAAAUGGAAAUGAUAAAAGUAUUAUUAUUUUAAUUAAUCUUAUAGAAUAAUCAGAAUCUUGUUUACUUUAUAUUAAUUAAGAAUUCCCAUUAAAUUUUUAGCAGUUUCUUCCUAUUAUAAAAAUGCUAGCUAAUGGGAAUGAAUUUAUUUCAUCUUUACAAACUGUUCUAUCAAAUGAGACUGUUAAAUAAUUACUUAAUAAUAAAGGAUUUCCAGUUAGAAUAGAGAUUCCAAUAAACUUUACUAUUGAUGCUGUUGUGACAUUUUAAGGAUAUAAAUAAAUUGAUAAUGAAGAUAUUGAAAUAAAGAAAUUAUUUUAGAUUCCAGAAGAUUACUAAUUGGUUUCUAGAAGAGAUGCAACUAAAGUUAUGAAAAGAGGAAAAAAAAGAUUAUUUUUAGCUAAUUUAUUUUUAUGA